Didymodactylos carnosus is the source of this 2658-nucleotide messenger RNA. NCBI's taxonomy places the organism in Eukaryota, Metazoa, Rotifera, Eurotatoria, Philodinida, Philodinidae. The record is from the annotation of a GenBank genome assembly.
AUGCACCAAGUUCGUCAAGGUAUUAUUGAACUAAAAACAAGACAGAACCCAGUCAAAGAUGGUGGCAUUAUUUUUAAUUUGUUUGUAAAAAUAUUAAAAGCACCCAACGCUCUGAUGUGCCUAAAUCUCUUAGCAGCACAACUGAGAGAAGAACGUGAUCGUUUCAUUACAACCGGUGAUAUGGCAAAACAGUUGCCGAUUGAGCGAAAUCUAUCUCUGGAAGUCCUUUGGCGUAAUGCAAUUCUGUGUAGUCGUUACCAGCCGCCGGAUGUCGAAGAAAUAAUUAUACAACGUUAUCUUCAGUCGGUUGAAGCCGGUCUUCCCUUUAAAAUAAUUGACGGUGAUAACUAUCAUUUUCCACAUUUGUUUCUAACAAAGGUCUUAUCAUCACAAAUGGCAUCGUGCUUCUCGAAUAAAAAGGUUUUGACAAUCAGUGUUCUUGGACCACAAAAUUCGGGAAAAAGUACGUUGUUGAACUAUAUGUUUGGUACGUUCUUUGAUGUUCGCGAUGGCCGGUGUACACGUGGUAUCUACGGUUCAUUUAUGAAAUCAAAUAGACUUGAAUUUGAUUAUAUUCUGCUAAUCGAUACUGAAGGCUUGUUCGGUGUAGAACGUGAAGAUAAAGAAUUCGAUCGACGAUUAGUAUUAUUCUGUUUAGCUGUAUCACAUUUAGUUAUUGUCAACAUGAUCGGUGAAGUAAAUGAAUCGUUGAAGACAAUGUUAACAUUGUGUGCUGAUUCCCUGAAAGAAAUGGGUGUCAGCCGUGUUCCACAGCCAAUUGUCCAUUUUGUAUUAAAUCAGAAAGCUGAUUUAAACAUCCCAAAUCAUAAAGCAGCGAUUGAUAAGAUCAUAACGGAUCCGAAAGCUUUUGAUCUGAGUGGAAUGAUCGAUAUUAAACCGGAAACAGUUCAUACUCUACCGAAUGCAUUCAAGAAAGAACGUGGCCCACUCAAUGAUACCAGUUUACCGUAUUUGAUAAAAACUGAGCCGGACUUUGUUGAACUAGUGCAAUUGCUGACAGGUGAUAUUAUUGACUCAGCGACGAAAUAUCUCUCGCGUUCUUCUGAACAGUUUACUGAUCCUCUACAUUGGCUUAAAUCUUCAAUUACAAUAUUUAAUACUUUACAAAAAUUUGCUGACCUAACCUAUUACCGUGAUAUAACUGAACGUCGUCAGGACAAUGAAGUACGUGAGUACAUAAGCACGAAACUUCAUCAGGAAUUCUCUUUCAAAUAUUGUGAUCAACUUACCAGUAAAUCUGCAAGUAAGAAUGAACGUGAAAUUGAAGAUCUUCUUCUACCUGAAAUACAGAAGAAACAGGAUGAAUUGAAUGAUGAACUUGAAAACCGUUUAAAACUGUUAAAAACAUCUGAUACAAUCCGCACAAGGAGUAGACAGUUUUUAAAGGUACAAAUUAUUGAAAUGUUUAAUGCACUAAGAACACAAUGUAAAAUGGUGAGUGAACGAGCACAAAUACAACUGCUGGUGCAAAAUGGUGAAGGUGAAUUAAACAAGUUGAUUAAUGAGAUCACUGCCAGAGGUACAGUUAUGUCUGAACAAUCAGCAUCCAAUGAGUUUGAUAAAAUGUUUUAUACAAUCAUCGAUAACAUUAAUAAGAAUUUUGAUCCAAAUGAACGUGUUCAGUCAGCUCUUAAACAUAUCUUUACUAACUACAACAUCUUUGAAAAAGACUGUCUGCCGGAUUAUCAAAAUUAUAUUUUGAAUCAUCUAAAAUGGUUACAAACUGUAUGCAACGAUAACCACGACAUGAAACAUGUUCUAAAAGAUCUGCACUCACGUUUCACUGAAUUAGCUUACAAGUAUCCUCUGAUGCAGGAACAUACGUUCAUUCCCGAUUCAAUGAAUCCCUAUUCAACAAAUACAAUUGACAGUCUAGUUCAUCUGAAUAAACAACGGUUAAAAAAACAUUUUACUGACUUCUUACAUAGUAGUGCAAUAACCGAAAUAGAACCAAAACAAUCUAAGAAUAAGAGUACUCCUAGACGAGUGUUUAAUGCCAUAAUGAGAUGGAAUAGUACUAGUGCAGAAACGACGACAAAUGAACAGAGUACAAAAAGUCGAUAUAUACAGGCGAGUGAAUAUUUUCUGAUGCUGACACGGCAGGAAAUUGUAAAUGAAUGGAAUAGGGAUCGUAGUAACAUACGUAAAGAAGAUCAUCUCUAUGUACAAGCUUCGGAACUGAUUGAUAGUGUUAUUCGACCCGUGGUUGAUGCUGCACGUACCAAUGUAAAUGGUAAUACAGGUAAUGUAAAUGAAACACGUCAAAUUCACACAGAUCUUGUACAGAAGAUCGCUGGUGUUAUUAACACGUUAAUUAAAGAUAUUAAUCUAGAACUGAGUCCAUUUUGCUUAACACUGAAUAAACAACUGAAAUCAAUAUUUCAUACAUGUGCUAUUAUUCUGUUAACAAAAUACUACUUUAAUGAGCAGCAACAACAUUUCCUACACACCCUGUCGACAUUGGAUGAUCGUAAACAAGAACUAAGAUCACAUUUUAUUUCAAUGGUUGUUUCAAAUACAUCGAAUGAUGAUGGCUGUGCAAUUAGUCUGUGUAAACAAGUUAAAAAAUAUAUUUUGAAAGCUCUGCUUGAAGAUGGUCGAAAACGUAUUAAAUUUGAUUUACUGCUGAUCUGCUGA